Drosophila subpulchrella is the source of this 7745-nucleotide messenger RNA. It is a transcript of the gene Wnk, whose product is annotated as serine/threonine-protein kinase WNK1. NCBI's taxonomy places the organism in Eukaryota, Metazoa, Arthropoda, Insecta, Diptera, Drosophilidae. The record is from RefSeq and is a predicted model, not a curated record. The transcript has 12 exons. Gene Ontology annotation, cellular component: cytoplasm. Gene Ontology annotation, biological process: negative regulation of sodium ion transport; intracellular signal transduction; positive regulation of potassium ion import across plasma membrane. Bases 607 to 7383 code for a protein of 2258 amino acids. Gene Ontology annotation, molecular function: chloride channel inhibitor activity; potassium channel inhibitor activity; ATP binding.
AAAUCUUGCAAAAUUGGACAAACCCUUUGCGACUUUGUACGACAACAAGAGGUCGUACCUGCGGACCGUGCUCGGAAGGGAAGCGCCAUCAGCGAAGAUGGUACUACCUCCUGCACCACGCAACCUCAAAGGAAUACCUCCAUUUCUAGCGAGGAGCAAACUGUGCAGGGAGCUAAUAUACAAAAGUCGGGACACCGUUCGUUUAAUAGGUCUGCCUCCUCUAGGCAAAACCCGCACCCGACAUCAAAACUAAAAGACACACUGAGCAGGAAGCCCAAUCGCAAGCAGGACGCACUUUCUGCACAUACGAGCACCAGCAGCACCACAUCGAUCCAAUCAUCACCCAUCGAGCCAGCUUCCUCUCUGCCCACGCUGCACACCACGCAUACACCACCGGCUUCCAGCAAAAAUAACCUUUUUGUGCGGGUGUUUCGACGCUUUUCAAGUAACUCCCUUUCCGGUAAGACGUCGGCUAGCCCCAAAAACGAAGUCGACGCACCGAAAGUCAACGAUAACAACAACGGCACUCUGAAAAAAGAGCAAUCGACCGAUUUAGAGGUGCUUUGCUCUCAAGACAAUCGGAGCAGGGAACACAAUGAGGACAAAAUGGAUGGCAAAAUACAGCCUGCAGAUGCCAAGAGCAACCAGAAAGCUGGUGUAGCUUCGGGCAAUCCUAAAAAAGACAAGUCGGCUAAGGGAACGUCGCAAGCGGUUGUCUCAGACACCAAGAAAAUGGAGGCAAGGAAGUCCUCCUCGGACACGGUAAUAGAACCGUUGAUCAAACAACAGGCCCCACUGCAUUCGUCCAAGACCACGCCCACGACCUUGACGGCAAACUUCGUACAGAACAUUCGAUUCGUGCGCAAAAAUGUGGAGCAGUCGGGCAGGAACACAAAUCCGCUGCAGUUCGUCGAGCUUGAGACGGAGUUUCCGCGCGACUAUGAUGACAACAUUGAGAUGCUGUCCCGCGAGGCGGAGCACUUGGAGGAGCAGUUUCGCACGCCUACGCGGUCGAAUGCAACGGAUGCCACUUCCCACCAAGUGGCCGGCAUUAUUGACAACAUUAUUACCGAAGCGUCACGGAGUCUUACAAUCGAGAAGACUGAAGACGAUGUGCCAUUGAAGUCCUCCACCAAGCACUCGAGCGGCGUCAAGCGCGUUGGCUUCCAGGUCGAGGAGAAGGACGAUACCGAAAGUCAAAGCGAAAAACAGCCAAAGAGCAUCGAUGAUACAGCCAAGAAGUCGGAGAGCGCCGAGGUUAGCGCAGAGGAAGUUACUGUCACUGGUUCCUCCACGGAUGCUUCUGCAUCUCUGCUACCUUCCACGUCGACGGUGUCCACCACCUCGUCAGCCACAUCGAUCACCAAGAGCAAAAGCGAUGAGGACGAUGACCCGGUGGCUAUGUCCCCGUGCGGCCGUUUUUUUAAGUACGACAAGGAGGUUGGACGCGGAUCCUUCAAAACUGUCUAUCGUGGUCUGGACACGUUGACGGGCGUUCCAGUUGCCUGGUGCGAAUUACUGGACAAGCAAGUAAAGAAAAGUGAGCGCACCAGAUUUCGCGAGGAGGCAGACAUGCUAAAGAAACUUCAGCACCCAAACAUUGUGCGGUUCUAUACAUAUUGGGAGUUUCCCAUCGGCCGCAAGAAGAAUAUAGUACUAGUCACCGAACUAAUGUUAUCUGGAACUUUGAAAUCCUAUUUGAAACGAUUCAAGAAAAUACACCCAAAGGUAUUGAAGUCAUGGUGUCGCCAGAUCCUAAAAGGCCUCAACUUCCUGCAUACUCGUCAAUUUCCUAUAAUUCAUCGUGAUUUGAAAUGUGAUAAUAUUUUUAUAACUGGCACCACUGGUAGUGUUAAAAUCGGCGACUUGGGUCUGGCAACGUUGAAAAACCGCUCCCAUGCGAAAUCUGUGAUUGGCACGCCGGAGUUCAUGGCCCCGGAAAUGUACGAGGAGCACUACGACGAGUCGGUGGACGUAUAUGCCUUCGGCAUGUGCAUGUUGGAGAUGGCCAUCUCCGAAUAUCCAUAUAGCGAGUGCAAGGGUCCGGCGCAGAUCUACAAGAAGGUGAUCUCGGGCAUAAAGCCAGCUGCCCUGGCCAAGGUGGAGGAUCCCAACGUACGAGACAUCAUCGAGCGAUGCAUUGAACUAAAGAAGGAGGACCGUCCCAGCUGUAAUGAACUUCUAGAAUCGGAGUUCUUCGACGAGGACAUCGGCAUACGCGUGGAGCCCACUGCCUCGGAACAGUUCCUUUCUGAUCCGAGCAUCAGUAUCAUCGAGUUCCGUCUGCGUUUUAUGGACCCAAAGAAGCGAUCGUCCCGACAUAAAGAGAACGAGGCGAUUCAGUUCGAGUACAACAUCCAGCACGAUGAGUACGAGCAGAUUGCGCAGGAAAUGAUGAAGGAAAAUAUUAUAUCGGAGGAUGAUUCUCGUGCUGUAGCUCGACUUCUGAAGGUGCAAGUUGUAUCGUUGCUUAAAGAGCGUGCCCAGCGUCAAACUCAAAUCAAGCUGCAAAACGAGAAGUCACGUUUGGAGAAACUAGCAUUACAAAAGCAACGUGAAAGUUUGCCGACCAACGUCGACGAAGAUGAGGAAGAAGAAGAGGAGUCCGAGGACGAGGAGGAUGGAGUAAAGUGGAAUCAGCGCCUGCAGCUCAAGUAUGAUCUGCUUAACACUGAUUCAGAAACUAGCCUAGCUCUCUCCACGAACAGCGUCGAGCCGCAACAACUUUCCGCGCGCUCGAACACUUCGAUUCCGAACAGUGGCAUACAACAACCUGUUCAGGUCCCUGGUCCUGUGGCCGUUCCCCAGUUGAUCUCGGUGCAGCCGCAAGCAAUCCCCUCACCGGCCAUUCCCAUGCAACAGAAGCCAACCGUGCACUACAUUCAAACCCCGCAGCUGGCCUCUUAUCAAAACUCGAACACGACAAUGCAGGAGAUGGGCAACAACCAGGUAAUCUCGCCGACGGGCAGUCAACAGAUCCAACAGCAGCAACCCAUUGCUGCGCCGACCGUCAAUCAUCAAAUCAUGCCGCAGCAACAAGUCAACCAGCAACAGCAGCAGCCACAAAUAUUGCAGCAGAUGCCUCAGCAAGUUCAAGUUCAGCAAGUGGCCCAGCAACAACAACAACAAACUGUUUUGCCUCCGCAGCAACACGAGCAGCAGCCACAGCAACAACAACAACAACCACAACCAAUGGCAGAUCAGCAAAAGAGCCAACAAAUUCCCUUGCAGCAGCAAUUGCAGCAGCUUAUGCACACCAACGUGCAAGCACCGGAUCUGUCGCAGCAGCAACAAAUGGCUCAGAAACAGGCCCAGCAAUAUUUUCAGCAGCAGCAACAACCACAGGCUCCGAUUUCUAUGCAUCCAAAUCAGCUCGCGCAGCAGCAACAGGCUUAUGCGAUGCAACAGGCUGGCCAGCAGCAAAUUCAACAGCAGAUCUUACAGCAGCAACAACAGGCGGCGGUCUUACAGCAGCAACAACAGGCGGCAGUCUUACAGCAGCAAAUGGCCCAACAUCAACUGCAGCAACUCCAGCAGCAGCAGCUUCAACAACAGCAGCAGCAACAGCAAAUUCAGCAACUCCAACAACAGCAACUCCAGCAGCAGCAGUUUGUGCAACAGCAGCAAUAUGCUCAAGCCAUGCCACAGCAACAACAUCAACAAUUAAUCACGGUCUCGCAGGUGAUGGCACCGCAGCAACAUCAGCCACCCAUGCAGAUCCCAGUUCAGAUGCAAAUUCCACCCACUUCAGUGGCUCCUACAAUACAGCAGACUUACAACCAGCCACCACAAGUGACACUUGGUGAUCCCCAACAUGCAGGGUUCUCGGCCAUACCUCCGCAGCAAACACAAUUUGUGCCACAACCCACACAGCAACCAAUACAGUUGUCAAUGCCUUUAGAGCAGCAAUUGCAGCAGUUGUUGCACAGCCAGCCGCCCCAGCAACAACAACCCCAACAGCCUAUAAGUCAACAGCAGCAACAACCUUUGGUUCAACAACAGCAACAACCUUUGGUCCAACAACAGCAACCUUUGGUCCAGCAUCAGCAGCCACCCCAGUCACAGCUGAUCCCUGGUGUUCAGCAGCAGCAACUACCACAGCAGCAACCUCAAGCAGAACAACACCCACAGGUUCCUUCGCAAGGCCCUGUACAGCACGAAAAUGUGCAGCCAAUUCAAGUUAAUCAGGAACUAGCUGUCGCAACGGAAACCAUUUCUGUUAAUAGUACCCAAGCAAACCCUGAAGGUGCACCCAAAACAGAAACUCUGACAUCUGCAGAUGCGGAAAAGCAGCAGAAACAACAGGGCACGGGAACACGUUCCCAAAAACCAAGACGCUCUAACAGGAGCGGCAACGAAAGGAUUCCGAAGCUAAGUGUUACCAGUGUGGACGAGGGCAGCGUCAUAAACUGUCACAUGGAAAACAAACUUAAAACGAUUACGUUUAAAUUCGACAUAGGAGAUGUUAAUCCGGUUGAAAUUGCCAAUAAAUUGAUCGCCCAAGAUUUGCUUUCUAAUUGCCAAAGUACAGUUUUUGUGGAAAUGAUCAAUGAAAUUGUAGACCAAGUCAAACAGAAUCCUAAUCAAAUUCCUAUACCGACCAAUUAUCGCCGCAAUAUUGAAAAGGUCCGACACGCGUCUCUAACUCGACAGCGUUCCACGUUUAGGUCACACCAAAGACAUAGAUCUCGGGAUGAAACCGCCAGCGACAUUACGAAGAUGUUUGAACCCACUAUCCAUGGUGUUGAAACUCUGCCUUCCGGCGGAGGAGGCACCGAACCGUCGAACUCCAAUUCGACGUUUGAGGCCAAGCCACAUGUUCCCAACACAGCCAAUGCGCAAGAAGGCCAGGUGAAUGUUGGAACCCCACCCACAACCACUUCGACCAUGUCUUCCUCAUCAACCGCAUCGAGGGAUGCACCCAAUGGCAGCAAUGACGUGACCAUCGGAUCUGGUUCCGUUUCCCGCAAGACAAGCACGGCCUCGGAAUACACUUCGCUGUCGAUUGACUAUAUGCCUGACAGCAACAUUACUCCAACUGGUCCGGAACCACCGCUCGAUGAUGCCAAGGAUAAUUCACUGAUUGUGAGCCAGAAGCCUUGUUCCUUUGCUAUCGCUAGAAUGCAAAAGCUUUUGGAGUCGACCGGUGGUGGUGCUCCCCGUAGCCUAAAUCUGCCUUUGAAUCGUCACCUAAAGAUUCAAGAGGACCUAAAGCAUACUAGAAGCCUUGACGACUUGACCGCAGUGAAAAUAACCUUUGACAUGCCCAACAAAACCGCUUUGGAACCUUUGGAGAACGCGCAGCAAGCUUCGGCAGUAGAAGCUGAGAAGCCAAAAGAUAAAUCCGCCCAGGCAGUGGGAAACCAAGGAACCGGAGCAGCCAACACUCUGGAGCAGCUAAAGAUAGAACUAGAGAACAUAACUCAUGCCCACGCCUUUGCCUCCGCGGUGGUGGCCUCGAUCAAUAACAGAGCCCCCCACCAAGCUUCCCCAGCACCAGCCAUGUCCUCACUGAAGACUUCAUCUGGACAACCACAAGCCCAGGAGGUAAACAAGGCGAAUAACGGAGCAGGGCCAUCAGCACCUUCAGUUGGUCAGAAUACUCCCACUGCAGCUUUGACAUCCGCCAGGGGCUCUGGAUCCUCCGUCUACAAUUCACGUCGCACUUCCAUCGACAACAGUAUGGGAUCCGAUGUGCACUUGCACACUGCCACUAAUCUUGAAGGGACAGUUAGUAACUCGGAUCCGACUCCAACUGAUGCAUCAGUUGGCAUCACCAUCGGCACGGGUCACGAGAAGCAACUUUCCAAACAACCCAGCUUGGAAAAACCAUCGACCACUUCCAUUUCGACUAACAGCAGUGAUCCUCCUCAAAGAAAUCCAAGCAAUGGAUCAAUUAAUCAGAACUCAAUAGCAGAUUUGGAAAAAAAAUUAGCAGCCUUGCGAAAUACCGAAAACUCCGAAGAGUCUGCAUCAGCGACAUUGUCUGUGGCUCCUAAACAAAUUGAAGAGGUCGUGAACCCCAGCGCCCGUAAAAUAUCGCGUUUCAGUGUCAGUCGAGUACAGGAGCAGAAAACUUCAACCGGUGUGGAGGAACCUGCACAAGGUCAACUAAAGAUCGACCUGCAGGUCGUAGGCCCUGGCGGUCAGAUACAGCCCAACAACUCGGUGCAGAACGGUAGUGUGGUUAAUACUCCAACUGAAGUUAUCAGCUCUCCCAUUCAAAAUGUUCCGCUGGCCAUUAACGGAAUUCAGUUGAUAUACCAACAGCCCCAGCAAAUCCACCAGUUGCCUGGAGGAACCUCCACUUCUACAAGCGGAGCAGGUGCUCAGUGCAUAGUCGUGCCUCAAGUUAUUAAUCAGAAUGGCACCCACAUGCAACAAAUGUCUAAUCUUCAGCCACAGCAGCAACUUGUGCAUCCGAACAUACCACAACAGCCGCAGCAGACUCCACUUAACGGCCAUCAGUCCAUGGUUAACACUCACCAGCAGCAGCCACAACAGCAAUCCAUACCGAUGCAGCCGAUCCAGCCGCAACAGCAGCAGAAUCAAAUGCCUCUUAUGUCGCAACAACAGCAGCAAAUCAUGAUGCAACAGCAACAGGGAUCCCAGCAGGGAUCGCAGCAGUAUAACUUGCCCACCACGCAACAGACUCAUCCGCAGCAUCAGUUCAUCCAGACGCAGCCCAACCAGCUUCACUCGCUUCCUCCCCAGGUGGUGAGCAUGGCCCAGGGAAUGCCACAUCAGCUUCCACCCAUGCAGACAAUGUCGGCCCAGCAGCAAAUGAUCUCGCAACAACAGCAUCAGUUGCAGAUGCAAUCGCACAUGCAGCAACAAAAUGUGCCGGGAAUGUACAACCAGCAAUCCGGAGCUCGUGUGGCUGCACCACAAAAUUUUCAAGGUGCCGUCCCAAAUCAUUUGCUGCAACAGUCCCCGCUGAUGGCAUCCCAGCAGCCAGCACAGCCCAUGCAACACGUUAUGCAACCAAUUUUUAAUGCAACGUCUGGUGAAGUUACCGAAGAGCCUGUAUCUCUAGCAGCUACGCAUCCACACUUGUUACCGAGUGACAUACAAUCCGACAUAAAGCACAAUUUAGACUCGUUGGUAAACCAAUUGUGUAACACGCGCUUGGGUACUAACCAGCACCAACGGCUGUUGCUGUUGCGUCAAAGACAACUCAUCGAAGAGGACGAGCUGCGUCUAAAACAUUAUGUGGAAUACGAAAAGUUUCAAAAGGCACUGCGCCAAUCUAUUAGCACAAACGUUCCAGCGACUGCAGCUUACUACUCAGCAGCAGCAGCAGCACAGCUUCCAACUAAUUUGGCAGCUCCUGCUGCUCCGUCCUCAUCGAAUCCGACAUCCACUAGCUCCGCAAACACAUAACUUCGCUAAAUGUUUUGCUUCAUGCACCUUUGACAAGCCAUACAACAGAUCUACUCUAUGUUCUCGGCAAUAUAAUUGGCUCGAGUGUGAGGACGUGGAUCUGGAGGUAGAUUUUAAGUGAAAAGUUGUCGAAUGUUACGGGGUUGUCUGUAAAUAUUAGUCAAACGCUUCUUGUUGAUAUGCCAUUGUUUUAUAUUUUUCUUUCUGUUUCACUUUUAAUUUAAAAAAUCCUAAUUUCCGAUCUUGGCUUUCGUUUAUUUGUUUAAAAUAAAUAUUAAAUUUUUGUAUGAACUUUUUAAGAAAAUUGUACAUUUUAUUAGUAAAAAACUGUAAAUAAACAUUUCGAUAAUGUAAUAAUAUAA